UUUAUUGAAGCGAAGAAGUCAAUAGCUGCAAGAAAAGCCAAAGUCUCCUAUAUGUCCACUGGUCAACCAGCAUUCAUAUGACAUCAUCAUUACAUCAGAUUUUCAUUUUCCAUUUAACGCACCGUCACCACUGUUAUAGAAUGUAAUCAUGACACCUGUUACCGGGUACCGAUGUCAGCUCCACCUGUCGAGGCAGACGCUGCAGGGCCACUGGGGCAUGCAUGAGGGGCUCAGCGGUCAAUGGAGGCGGCGUGCCACCGCACAGACCCCAGUCACGCCUCCCGCUGCUUAAAAAGACCGGGUGCUCCUCCCAUCAGCAGCACUUGGUCCUGAGAGCGUCCGACGAGCAGCAUCCACACUCCCUAGCUUCAUCGACAUGAAACUGGCCUUGUUCGUCCUGUCGGUGGGUCUGGCAGCGGCCGUCCAGCACGAUCAGUACAGCCAGACACCGCCCAUCAGACUCAUCAGCCAAUACUUCAACCAGGAUGGAAAAGGCAACUACGAGUACGGAUACGAACAGGACAACGGACAGAAGGUGAAUGAGGUGGGUCGCAGCUACCCGGGACCCGUGCCCGGCACCGGCUCCAUCAGCAAGGAGGGCGGAUUCGAAUUCGUCGCUCCUAACAACCAGAGGUACCGCAUCGACUACAUAGCCAACGAGGGCGGCUUCCAGCCGCGGGGAGCCCACCUGCCGCAGCCCCCCGCUCAGCUUCCCGAGUACGACCUGCUGAGGCAGCAGCACCCCGAGCUGUACCGUGGGUACAACUAGCCCGAAAACUGCUAACUCAACAGUCAACUUACCGGGGAUGGAACACAACGACUCCGAAUAGUGAAAUGAACAACUUUACUGUAUCGCAAACUCCGCCUUCCGUCAUGAAUGUGAAAAUGUGCUAUAUCAAUAAACGAAGAGAUGAGUAAU
Messenger RNA from Amphibalanus amphitrite, 919 nucleotides. Its product is annotated as larval cuticle protein 65Ag1-like. Bases 377 to 769 code for a protein of 130 amino acids. Gene Ontology annotation, cellular component: chitin-based extracellular matrix. The record is from RefSeq and is a predicted model, not a curated record. NCBI's taxonomy places the organism in Eukaryota, Metazoa, Arthropoda, Thecostraca, Balanomorpha, Balanidae. Gene Ontology annotation, molecular function: structural constituent of chitin-based larval cuticle. The transcript is spliced from 3 exons.